Molecule: messenger RNA, 1947 nt
Organism: Aspergillus caelatus
Lineage: Eukaryota; Fungi; Ascomycota; Eurotiomycetes; Eurotiales; Aspergillaceae
Exons: 4
Coding region: 1-1947 (648 amino acids)
Molecular function (GO): arylformamidase activity
Source: RefSeq, a predicted model, not a curated record
AUGACAACCGGAAUCGAUGAUUUGCCUGAGAAAUAUGAAGAUCUCCCCAACAAGAGACAAUACUGGCCGGCAGCCGCUGGAUCUCCGGAAGAGGGACUAGGCAUGCUUCGCAUCCUGACUCCGGAGAUUGUAGCGGACGCCGCGCGCACACAGAUUCAAACCGGGCUGAGAGUUUGUUUAAACUGGGACUUGGAACAGUUGGAUACACCAGGAUUCCGCCGAAAGCCCUUCGAACAUCGCAUCAAAUGGGUGGCUCCCGGUAUCGCGUUCGACGAUGAGUAUCAUUUCAACCCACAACAAUCGUCCCAGUGGGAUGGACUCCGACACCAUAGUGCACCUGCCCCGACGCCCGAGGAUCAAGCUCGCCGCGUAUUCUACGGUGGUACUACAGCAGAAGAAAUUCAGGACUCGAACUCAUCGCGUAUUGGUAUUGGGUACUGGGCUAAGAAGGGAAUCGCUGGUCGGGGCGUCUUGAUUGACUACUUAUCCUGGGCCGAGAAGAAGGGCAUUACCGUAAAUGGACUCAGCCAGCAUGUGGUACCUCUGGACGACGUGUUAGCCAUCGCACGCGAAUGUAACAUCGAGUUCCAACGAGGAGACAUCUUCUUUCUCCGCGUGGGCCUCACAAAGACCUGGUACUCCAUGAGCGACGCCCAGAAGCAGGAAUACAGCCAGCAAACGGUGCCCAAGCAUGCGGGGCUUGAGCAGAGUGAGAAUGUACUUCGGUUUAUGUGGGAUAACCACUUUGCAGCGGUGGCAUCCGAUGCGGUUAGUUUCGAGGUCUUCCCGCCCCUCAACCCCGAGUUUGAUCUGCAUCAUCAUAUGCUUGCCGGUUGGGGAUUACCGAUCGGCGAGAUGUUCGACCUGGAGGAGUUGGCGGAGACUUGCAAGCAACUGGGGCGCUGGACGUUCUUUAUUUCCAGUAGUCCACUGAAUUGUGCCAAUGGCGUUUCGAGCCCACCUAAUUUCUCAUCAAUUAUGACCUGGAAAACCCUAGCACUAGUUCUGGCAGUGAUCAAUCUGAAAAACCUCCCACUUGUCUGGCACUUCCGCAUUCUCCACCACCUCUGGUGGAACAUCCGGCGCAAGCCCGGAGAUCCCCAUUUCCCACGGGGCAAAGCACUAGUAACACACACGGGGAAGCCAACGCACCCAGUGUUCGUGCCAUACGCCAUUACAUCACGCACACCUAUUCUAGAAACAGACUACAACUUCCACAAGUCCAACAGCACAUAUUUCUCCGACCUGGACAUCUCGCGGACGGCGCUCGUCACGCGACUCUACACGCCGGGGCUCAGAGUCGUGAGCAAGGAGCUCGAUGUCGAGCUCGGCGAUGCUGCGCGGCGGGAGGGGAAGAACCCGCCUGCGCACAAGAAUAUGUACGUUGCGCUUGGGUCGGUGUUUUGUUCUUUUAAGAGGGAGAUUAAGCCCUUUGAGCUUUAUGAGAUUGAGACCAAGGUGAUCGCGUGGGAUCAGAAGUGGAUGUAUGUUUUGAGUUUCUUUCUUCGGCCUGCGAAGGCCGGGGGGAAGAGAUUGCUUUUUGCUACGGCGGUUAGCAAGUAUGUGGUUAAGAAGGGACGGCUUACGGUUCCCCCGGAGAGGGUCCUCAGGGCUAGUGGGUUUUUGCCGGAGCGUCCGGAGGGGGAUGUCUUAGUAGUUCCAGAUAGUUCGGUCGAGGGGUCGGGGGUUGGGACGCCCGUUGGGGAAGGCAUUACGGCUACGGCUGGGGUUGAUGGGACGUUGGUAAGGGAGGUUCUAAAGGUUAGUGAGGGUGAUAUUCCUGAGACGAAGUUGGAGGAGGAGGAGAAGAAGAAGGCAAAUGCAGAGUCGUGGAAUGUGAGUGAGUGGACUUGGGAGAUGAUUGAAGAGGAGAGACGACGCGGGUUGGAGGUGGUGGAGGGUUAUAUCAAUAUGGAUGCGAAGCUACAUGAUGAGUGGGAGCGGUGA